Molecule: messenger RNA, 5624 nt
Organism: Bombina bombina (fire-bellied toad)
Lineage: Eukaryota; Metazoa; Chordata; Amphibia; Anura; Bombinatoridae
Product: thyroid adenoma-associated protein homolog
Exons: 31
Coding region: 1-5466 (1821 amino acids)
Biological process (GO): tRNA methylation
Cellular component (GO): cytosol
Source: RefSeq, a predicted model, not a curated record
AUGGCUGCUUCCUUGGUACAUGUGCAAGAUGUGGUGCAGUAUGCUGGGUACUGUAUCCUCGUCUAUCAGGACCUGGGCUCAGGAACACUGAGUUCCGUGGCAGGGAAGUUGCAGCAGUUUGCAGAUACUUUAGUGAAACGUCACAAGGACAAGUACCUUGAUGAUGCCCUGCAGUUGCUAAAAACGUCACAACAGGUUUUGAGUUCCCUGACUGAGGCAGACAUUAUUCCCCUUCUACGGUGCAUCAUUACCUGUCAGAUUAGCACAUGCAGCGUUUCCAGCUCCUUUCAUAGGCUGGAAAAGAUUAUAUCAAAGCUUGCUGAGAUCAGACCACAGCUUGUGUCACAAGAGUUGGGAAAAUCGUUGUGCAACUUGGUGCAGAAUGAAGAGGUAUUGCAACUUAAAGAUCUGCAGAUAGUCUGCAUGUAUCUGGAGGGAAGCCCUAUAGGAAGGGAAUUCUUCAGGCAACACCUUGUCUUCCUGUUGAAGAUAACUGCAGUUACACUUUCAGCAGUGAUGAAAGACCAGACCACCCAGAAUGUUUUGCAAAGUUAUAUGGCUGUCAAGAUGUGUUUCCAGAUUUUCAGAGAGUUGCCAGAGAAAAUUGCCUCCUUUGUGUGGACUUCUAUUCUGGAUGACAAUAAUUUAAAAGGCAUUCUGGAAUCUUUGGUGCAGAUUAUUGCAAUGCAGAGUGUAAGCCGUGACACCAGGCUGAUGGCUGGCACAGCCCUUGCCUCACUAGCAAAUACAUCACCAGUCCCAGAAGUAGGAGCCCAAGACAUUCUAAACCUUGUUCUGUGGAGGAGAGAGGUCUCGGGGAAUGUGCGUUUUGGGGAACUGGCUUUGUUUGACAUAAAUCUUAGCUUGGAUAGGUUUGGGUUACUUGCACUUAUCAGAGGAUUACUUACCUGUGGACACCCAGACCUUCUCAUCUGUGAAGUGUCUUCUUCUGCCAAGAGUCACAUUCUGCUUGAACAUCUUCUCUCCCCUGUGGCUUAUCUGUGUCAGGCUGAGACAGAGCAUUAUUAUAGUUUCCAAGUGUUCUGUCUAUGGCUGCAGCGUGUUCGUGAGCAAAUUACUGAGAUCUUGCAAAAACGACAGACAGGCCAUCUGCUACACAAUGGAGAUACACUGUGCCAAGUGAAUCGUCUUCUCUGGACCUGUGCAGAAAUGCCUGUGGAGGGUACGGCUGACUUAGUACUUCGCUGUUUUCAGCACUUCCUACAUAUUCAUCACACAGAGUGUCACUUGUCCGAGUCAUCAGAGGACACCCUACAUCAGGAGAUGCUACAGAGAAUCACAGAAACCUCUUGGCAGUCCCGGUCCAGAUAUAGCCCACUCUGUGCUCUUUUGCAAUUUAUGGGACCUAUGAAGGUCCUUGCACUGUAUCCCCAGUUACCAUGUCACCUGUAUCACUGCCUUAGCAUCAACUACCUCUGCCCAGCAGCUUCUGAGACCUACCGCAUCAUACUAACUUUGCAGCGGGCAGAGUGGUUGAAAGACAGGCUACAAGAUGAGGGAAAAUUGGCUCAAUUAUGGUCCGUAACCUGGUUGCCCCAUUUGUGUAAUGCUUUAAGCUCCAGAGAGAGCUCCCUACAAAACAAUGCUGCCACACAUCUCCUCCCUACCACUCUCCGCUGCUUUCCAGAAUCUUCAUCUCUGAUUGCGGAUCAGCUUAAGGGUGCAGAGCUUUCACAGUUGCGUGGAUGGAUGAGCCUUGUGAGAGGGCAGAAGAUGGUUUCUGGCCAAGUUGGCAAGAAUGGUGUGGAGAGGCUGAGGCUUUGCCUGAAAUCUGCAGAUGACAAUGUUCGCUUGAGUGCACUAAGCUACCUCUGCUGCAGUCCUCGGAGCAGUCAGCCCCCUUCAGUCCAAGAGAUAGAGCUGCUCAUGGAAUUCCUGCCUUUUAAUCUGAGUUGCGACAAUGCUGGAUUUCGUCAGCAGUUGCAGACGGUGCUGCGUAAAGCGCUGGAGAGGAUGAGGGAUGGGGCCCUAACUGCCUUACGCAAGGGAUGUAGUCAAGAAGAAAAUCUUACUAAAGCAGUAGACUUCUUGGAGUGGCUGCUUCAGCUAAGUGUAUCCUCAUUGUCUCCUGUGGGAAAUUAUCAGCGCCACUGCAGUGCUCUGCUCAUAUUAUGUGCUUUACUGGAAACCUGCACUGACUGCUGGAUACCCCAGAAGAAGAAAGGACAGCCCCCCAAGGAUUUGUCCAUCCUUCUUAAUCAUGCAAAACAGCAAGGAUGCUGGGAUUUCUUCUCUGCACCCAUCAUGCAGGCACUCGUGGGCUGUAUGCAAGAUAGCACUAAUGAGAUACGGGACAUGGCAUCAGAUUUAUUGGUACGGUUCUUCCCACCCAUCCCAGAACCUGUCACUCAAGCCUUGUUUGAGCUUGGACAGAUGAACCUUUGCAACCCCCGGGUACCUGUGGCAGAAGCUGGAGCCCUUAUAAUGAAAACCUUGCUGCAGAGGCCAGAUGCAGUAGUUCUGUUCCCUGGAAAAGCCCCUAACACUGCAUUGAGCUUCUUGACCUGUCUAGUUGAAAUGCUGAAGGAUCAUUUCCAAUGUGCAAGGGAAAACCUGUUAAAGGCAGCCACCUUCAAGCCUUUGCAUGGUGUGCUCAGUGCUACACGCCUCUGUUUGCUGGAGGUUCCAGCUGUCUUACAGUCCCUCUCUCAUGAAAAUCUUGCUCCCAGCUGGUGUUGCCUUCUGAAGGACCUAGUGAGCACUCUGCAAGAGGUCACUUCAUUUAUCCUAAGUGUGCUGUAUGGAUCAAUAGGUGCUAAACCUCCAGAUGCACCAGCUCCAUCGUUUGCAGACAUGGGUAAGGCUGUUAGUGCUUUAAUUGCACGUGGACAGGGCCUUGAGGAGCUUCAAGGAGCAAUACUGCUAUCAGAGGAGCACAGCCUCAUUAUGACCUGUUGUUGGGUUUCCUUAAAGGAGAUUGGUGUCUUAUUGGGACCCUUGGUUGAAAAGCUACUGUCUGUCCCUGCUGUCCUCCUUCCUCUCAUUACUGUAAAGGAAUCUGUAGCAACGUAUCAGGAUAUAUUUCUGAGAUGUCGACAUUGGGGGGCAGUAGAUGGAUGUAGUACAGGAUUUACCAAGCUUUGCAGUGCUUUACUUUGUCAUGAAGAUUCAAAAUUACGAGACAUCCCCAGGGAGAUUAUGGAGCAGGCCCUGGUAGAGUCUCAGUCUCAGAACUCUCUCUCUGUAACUCGCAGAGGUGCAGGUUUCCCUGUUCUCCUCCAGUGCAUCCUAAAUGCAGAGGGUCCCCAGCGCCCACUGUUAGAGUCCUGCGUAUCGUCCUUGCUGGAGUUAGCUGAGAAGCCUUUGCCCUCAGAAUGGGACCAAACUCGAGACCUACCACAGGUAUCGGCAGUACAUGCCUUGCAGACAAUGCUCCACUCAGCAGGCUUGCGCAUGGUACUGCUCUCCCAUGCUGUUCCUAUGAUGUCACUUGCUCUUCGUUCUCUGCGCUCAGGUUGCUGGGCCAUGCGCAACGCAGCUUUACAGCUUUUCAGUGCUCUUGCAGGCAGCAUGCUAGGACUAUCUCGCAGUGACAGUGACCACUCGGUGCAGAGCACUCUAUCGGUAGCUACUCUGCUGAAGAGAUUCCCAGGACUACAAGAUGUGCUGCUGAAGGAACUGUACAGUGGUCUGUGUUCGGGAACAACAUUGCAUCCUACUCUGCAUCCAACCCUGACAUUGCUUGCCAGGCUCCACCCAGGAGGAAAUAGUGAGGCAAGCUAUUUCGUGAAGCCCUUGUUGGACCUGGCAGGAAACCCUCUCUAUGCAGUGCGUGUCAUGGCAGCCCGUGCCCUUGUACCUGUAGUCCAGAUGGCUGAUUACCACACCCUUCUGUUUGAGUUAGUAGGGAAACUUCCCAGUGCAAAUGAAAGGAUAUCCCACAAUGCAUUGCAUGGCCAUCUGCUGCAGUUACAGGCUUUGCUCACACAAGCCAUGCAGAAGUGUUUGCCUGAAGAUGUUGAGCAAGAAUUAGCCCAGCGGCUGCAUUCAGCUCUGUGGUUAAUAUCUCCUGCUCAGAGAUGCCCACUGGUUUCCACUACAUUCCUGGAAGUCCUUUCCCUGCUAGGGCCAACUUCUAGGAAAGUUUGUUCUAGACAAGUCUGGGAAGCUGUGUGUGAAGAGUUGCUCACAGAGAAAGAGGGGGCUCAAGUGGGCUCUGCAGUUUUCCAUGAAGCUUGUGUCUUGUAUUUCUGUAAUGAAAUUGCCAGUUCCUGUGACCCAAAUAUGCAUGCAAAAGUUUGCCAUCUCCUGCAAACUUGUAAUCAAGCUGUGCUGAAGUGGCUGAAUAAGCAAACUGAGAUUCACCAAGCUCUUGGUGAGACAUUGAGGCACACACUACAGGACAUGCUGUAUCCCGUGUUGCUUUCUCAUGGUACCACUGAGAGCCUAAAACUGUUUUUGGAGAGUUAUAAUCAUUUACACAAUAUAUGCUCCCAACCCAGUUCUCCACAAAAUAAGAACUUACAGAGUGCUAAGAUACUUCUCACAAUGUUGGAGUCAAGCCAAGGUGGACCAAAGUUUCGUGGCCAACUGCUGUGUACCCUUAGUCUGCUGAUAGCACAUAGCGCUCUACUGGAAGACUUGUCUCUGGUUUCUCAAUGGCUUUCAGCUAUGUUAAACUGUUCUCACCCGGCCUUAUCUUGCGAGGAGCUGCGAUUGGCUGCUGCUCAGGCCAUGCAGCUAGCGGGAGUUCACUUGGUGAAACAGGCUCUAAGAAGAGGCAGCUUAGAUCUCCAGCAACUUGCAGUAAGGACUAUAGUCUGCGCAGUGGAUCUCUUACAAGAUGAGGAUCGGUGUGUGAGAGAAGUUGCCACCCGUUUUGCUGUAGGUGUCCUGGACCUUCCCGCUGGUGUGACCCUGCAAAGUGACCAAGCUAUUCUGCAUCUGCUGCAUCUGCUGAGGGACGACUUCUGUAACUGUGUGGAGACAUUCAAUGUUCUCCUACUUCGUCUGCCUCCAUUUGACCUUCAGUCUGCUCUUUGUGAUUUUCAGGAUAGGUCUAUUAGUCUGUAUGAGCAGGAUGAACCCAAUGUAUUUGCCGACUCCAUGUUCCUGUCCUCUCUUCUGUUACCGGUACUUAUGCAUUUAGUGGGGUCCUUGUCCAACUCAACAUCACACCACACAGCUGUUUUACAGUGGGUAACAAUUACUGCGCCUGUUAUAAGUUAUCAGAUACAACAUUUGAAAUCUUGGUGGAAGGAGCAGGGAUCAGUGUCAACACUCUGGCUGAGAGCUGUUGGGUGCUCACAAGUACAUGCUGCCAUUCUAGGGCUCCAGAUACGUGGAGAGCUUCUUCUUAGUGCUCUGGAGAAUUUAAGUUCUUCUGGGGUAGAAAUCGCACACCUUGACCUAACCCACGACACACUCAGAGAGGAGCUGUUGAAAUUACAAUCAGAAUUCAGGCUGCGUUUGAUGAGAUUCUUUGUGAUGGACAGUCCUGAUUGAUAACUUUUUAUUUUUAAAAGAACUUAUUUAAAUUAUUUGCUACUAAAAGGACCUUCUACUCUUCUCUCACUUCGAUCUGUUAUGCUGCAAUGUAGCAAAGGUUUGGAAAAAUGGAAAGGACAGAUUUUUAUAUGAAUAAAACCUAUUUCAUAAUAGAA